GUGGCCAUCACACGAUGAUUCUUCUCAACUAAUCACAAAGACAUCGGCACCCUCUAUCUAGUAUUUGGUGCCUGAGCCGGAAUAGUCGGAACAGCUUUAAGCCUUCUAAUUCGAGCUGAAUUAAGUCAACCCGGAGCUCUCCUUGGAGACGACCAAAUUUAUAACGUAAUUGUUACAGCCCAUGCUUUCGUAAUAAUCUUCUUUAUAGUUAUACCAAUCAUGAUCGGAGGCUUUGGCAACUGACUUAUCCCCCUAAUGAUCGGAGCCCCCGAUAUAGCAUUUCCACGAAUAAACAACAUGAGCUUCUGAUUGCUCCCACCCUCUUUCUUACUUCUCCUUGCCUCUUCAGGGGUUGAAGCUGGUGCAGGGACAGGGUGAACAGUUUAUCCACCCCUCUCUGGGAACCUCGCCCAUGCAGGUGCUUCAGUCGACCUAACAAUCUUUUCACUUCAUCUUGCAGGUAUUUCGUCAAUUCUGGGGGCAAUCAACUUCAUUACCACAAUUAUUAACAUGAAACCUCCCGCUAUUUCUCAGUACCAAACGCCCCUUUUCGUCUGAUCUGUUCUCAUCACUGCAGUCCUUCUUCUCCUAUCCCUGCCCGUCCUUGCAGCCGGAAUCACUAUGCUUUUAACAGACCGAAACUUAAACACCACUUUCUUCGACCCAGCAGGGGGUGGAGACCCAAUUCUUUACCAACACUUAUUUUGAUUCUUUGGCCACCCUGAAGUUUAUAUUCUCAUUCUUCCAGGCUUCGGAAUAAUCUCCCACAUUGUUGCAUACUACUCUGGAAAAAAGGAACCUUUUGGCUACAUGGGUAUAGUAUGAGCAAUGAUGGCCAUUGGCCUUCUAGGGUUUAUUGUCUGAGCACAUCACAUGUUUACAGUAGGAAUGGACGUGGACACACGAGCCUAUUUCACCUCCGCCACCAUAAUUAUUGCUAUCCCAACAGGUGUUAAGGUUUUUAGCUGACUAGCUACACUUCAUGGAGGCUCAAUCAAAUGGGAGACACCCCUUCUAUGAGCACUUGGCUUCAUUUUCCUAUUUACUGUCGGGGGUCUAACAGGCAUUGUUCUUGCCAAUUCUUCCCUUGAUAUUGUCCUUCAUGAUACUUACUACGUUGUUGCCCACUUCCAUUAUGUACUUUCCAUGGGAGCCGUAUUUGCUAUUAUUGCAGGCUUUGUACAUUGAUUCCCUCUGUUUUCAGGUUAUACCCUUCACAGCACCUGAACGAAAGUUCAUUUCGGUGUUAUGUUUGCAGGUGUAAACCUAACUUUCUUCCCUCAACAUUUCCUAGGUUUAGCCGGAAUACCUCGGCGAUACUCUGAUUACCCAGAUGCCUACACACUCUGAAACACAGUUUCUUCAAUUGGUUCCCUUGUGUCCUUAGUUGCAGUAAUUAUGUUCCUGUUCAUUAUCUGAGAAGCAUUUGCUGCUAAACGUGAAGUUUUAGCAGUUGAAAUAACAACAACAAACGUCGAGUGACUUCACGGCUGCCCUCCUCCCUACCACACUUUCGAAGAGCCUGCAUUUGUUCAAGUUCAAUCAAACUAA
Messenger RNA from Gasterosteus aculeatus aculeatus (three-spined stickleback), 1551 nucleotides. The record is from the annotation of a RefSeq genome assembly. Lineage: Eukaryota; Metazoa; Chordata; Actinopteri; Perciformes; Gasterosteidae.